Messenger RNA from Anarrhichthys ocellatus (wolf-eel), 3396 nucleotides. RefSeq names its product zinc finger and BTB domain-containing protein 12-like. NCBI's taxonomy places the organism in Eukaryota, Metazoa, Chordata, Actinopteri, Perciformes, Anarhichadidae. The record is from RefSeq and is a predicted model, not a curated record. Gene Ontology annotation, molecular function: DNA-binding transcription factor activity, RNA polymerase II-specific; protein binding; RNA polymerase II cis-regulatory region sequence-specific DNA binding. Gene Ontology annotation, biological process: regulation of transcription by RNA polymerase II. The transcript has 5 exons. The coding region runs from base 325 to 2052 and encodes 575 amino acids.
CUGAUUUGAAAACAACUGAUCAGAAGUCAGCGUGCGUACUCAGAUUUCACUACUAACUACCACAAAAACCGAUUCAACGUCAGUUUAGUGGCGAAAGACCAGCACUUUGUUUUUGUUGUCACGAGACGCCUUCCUCCAAAAAAAGAGGCCAAAAGUAAACAGAAAUCGAGGUUGUAACGUUAGCUCGUAGCAGUAGGGAUGAGGAAAUACAACGGGCAAUUAACAGCACAAGCAUCUAUGGCUGUUCUGCUCAAACAAACACAGAUCUGCUUUUAUUUUUAGAAAGCCCAGAAGACAUUCAACAAAAGGAAAAGCAGAGACAAGAUGGAGAUGCUGUGUUUCCGGUUACCGGGCCACGGGGACACAACCCUGAAGCACCUGAAUGCCCUGAGGUCCCGCCAGCAAUUCUGUGACAUCACCAUUGUGACCAGCGACAGCCUGACAUUCAGGGGACAUAAGGUGGUGCUGGCUGCCUGCUCGCCCUUCUUAAGAGACCAGUUUCUCCUCAACCCGACUCCCAAACUUCAGGUGUCCAUGCUGUACAGCUCCACAGUGGUGUGUGAUCUGCUUCAGUCCUGCUACACUGGCGUCCUGCAGUUUAACCCAGAGGAGAUUGUCAACUACCUGACCGCCGCCAGCUACCUACAGAUGGAGCAUAUUGUGGAGCGCUGCCGAGGAGCGCUGAAGAAGUACAUGCAUCUAAAAAACCCCAGUUCACCGAAGAUGACUUUAGAGGAGAGUCAGGCCCGAUUGUUGAUCGUCAGCGGCAGCGUUCAUUCUGUGGCCUCUCCCCCCGCUAGCCGACCCUCCCCUGUGCACUCACACAGUCCUGCGGAGGAGAACGGCGGUGACAUGUCUGCUAAGGGCAGCCGUCAACACCACGACGGAAGUCCCAUGCUGGAUGAGCAACUCGUUAAGCUGAAUGCAUCGGACGAGGAGGAAGCGGCCAGACAGGAGAACUGUGAAGUGUACAGAGUGUACAUCAACGAAGAGGAGCAGAUGAACAGAGACAGGGAGGAGGAGAGAGAAGAUCCCUCUUAUGGAUCUCAGGAUGCGUGUUACCCAAAAACAGACGGUGUCGUGAUGGGAGGAGAAGGUGGCGAAUACGACUUGAAUCCAACAGAAGAGGAUCUUGGUGUGGGGGGAUUUUCACUGGAGGGGCUCCGCGCUUUCAGGCGCAUGCUGCCCGACCCCAAAAUUGGCCGGGGCAGAGGGAGAGGCAGGGGGCGAGGUUUUAAGAGGAGACGGUUGGUGUCAUCGCAGGAAAAAAGACCCCCAGGCCUGACUGAGGGUCACCAGCAGGAUUUGUGGUACCUGGCUGCUGCAGGGAUGGGAGGGGGUUUCGGCUUGGACCACAGCCAAGAAGGGCUCAAGACGGAAAACUACAUCUCGGUGGAACUCCCCAAGUUUGACUUCGGCAUGGGCGAGGCGCGGGGAGAAAAGGUCUCACCAAUGGACGGCAACGGCUUGGACCAGUACGCCUUGGAGGAAGCCAACUGCGGCGCUGGUGAGGGAAGUUCAGGUCUGACGGCGGACGGAACAAACGAGGGAGGGGACGAGUCCGUCGCGGUGGUGGGAUCCACUUCAAGCGUCGCCGGGCCGGUCAUCUGCGAGCACUGCGGCAUGACGUUCCCCUCCGCCCACUCCCUAGCCAUCCACUCGCGCUCCACCCACCUGCUGUACGCCUGUCCCUGCUGUGGCAAACACUUCCACCACUCUGCCAACCUCACCCGGCACAUGGCGGUGCACCGGGGCACCGGCAAGACCCACCAGUGCCCCCUGUGCUACAAGACUUUCACCCAAAAGUCCACGCUGAUAGACCACAUGAACCUCCACAGCGGUGAGCGACCGCACCGCUGCUCGUACUGCCACGCCCGCUUCGCCCACAAGCCCGCGCUGCGACGCCACCUGAAGGAACAGCACGGGAAAACCACGGGGCAGAACUCCCUUCACGAGCAGGAGGAGAGGGAGAGGGAGAGAGAGGGAGAGGGGGCCAGCGGACAAAUAAGGGAGGAGCAGCAAGAAUGCCUGGUUACUCAACAGGUGUCGUAGGCCGAAGCCUUCCAGACAGUCGAGUGUCUGAAUGUCUUAAGCUCCUCAGGCUCUGCAGCUCCCUGCAUCCAGUGGGGAGGUCAAGUCUGUGGGGUCACAACCCCCAUGUGGAUAUUAAAGGGACAGUGUGUGGGAUUUGGUGGCAUCUACUGGUGUGGUUGCAGAUUGCAACCAACCGGAGAACUACAGUGGCCUUCGGGUAACAAAAAAAAACCCACAAAGGCUCUCGCUAGAACUUUGUCUUUGUGGGCCACUGUAGAAACAUGGCGGUGCAGGAUCCGCUCCCUAUUUAGCAAUGAAGGGCUUAUGCUAAGCUAACAAAAACAAAACGAUUCUUAAGUUUCAGUUGGUUAUACACUGAUGAAAACAUAGUUGUGAAUAUUCCCUUUCUGCCAAUAGAACCCCAGAAAUGCUACACACUGUACCUUUAAGCACGUGCUGGAAACUGAUUGAGGCCUUUUAAAAUAUCAGACUGUGAAACCAAUAGUCCUUUCAUAUAAAAUGUUUUCAAUUUGCAUAAAAAUACACAUACUCAGUGUCUUAUGUGGGUAAAAAUGACUUAUGAGCUCCCUGUUACACUGAGACAAGAGGCCUUUUUCCACACCAGGCAUUUUGACUCGUCAUAGCACAGGUGGUACUAGUGACACUAACAAUAGCUCUGUAGUAUUAAAGCCAGCGUGCACGAUACCAGGACCUGGAAACUCAAGCAGCUAAAUGGAGCUGUGCUUUACAUGCUGUGAGAGGUCAAUAUGUCAGUGACUGAAGUCCUGUUGAUUUUGUGAUUUUGUUUUGAUUAUGUCUCUUAGAACUGUUUCAUUAGUUUGACUCAGAACUGUAACGUUAAACUUGAAUAUAUGUAAUACACGUUCAGUGCGAUGGCCGGCCACAGUUCAAAGAAAAGAUGUAAAUCAGUGUAAAUAAAAGAAUUGGAAAGUCUCCUCUCGGUCUACUCACACAGAUGUUUUUACUAAUGUUGACUAAUUAGACAGAGGGAGUGUGACUUGUUCCUCUGUUGCAAAACGUUCAGGAAAUCUGUUUUGAAUGUGGGAUUUUUAAGGAUUCACACACUCACUUUCCAAAGCUUCCCUGCUGUGUCUUGUUGAUACGAGGCUCAUGUAAAUCUCACUCAAGGAAACAAUGCAUGAAAACUUUUUAUUGAGUUCAAAACAGUAUCUCUAGUUUCAUGAGCCACGCAGCAUCACCUAUCGACCGAGACAACAGAUGACAACACAAACACUUUAAGCAGCUGGCUAACAUCAUUAAAACAAAAACGUGAAAAGCUAUAUGCCAAAAUAAAAAACAUUUUUGUUUUUUCCAGUCAAAAUAAAUCUUCAUUGUACACGA